Phaeodactylum tricornutum CCAP 1055/1 is the source of this 2381-nucleotide messenger RNA. RefSeq lists its product with no specific name. The coding region runs from base 147 to 2381 and encodes 744 amino acids. The transcript is spliced from 2 exons. The record is from RefSeq and is a predicted model, not a curated record. Lineage: Eukaryota; Bacillariophyta; Bacillariophyceae; Surirellales; Neidiaceae.
CUCUUCAAAUUCUUUUGUGAACACAAGAGACGUUGUUUUGUUUGUGCCGAUCCAUAUUGUAGAUCGUUGCAGUAGUGAAUCAAUUCUGAUCCAGACAAAGUCAUAAAUCGUUCGUUUUCUUCAAGGGGGGUUUUGAUCGUCUAGAAAUGUUGCGUUUGACUGGUGUACUGUUCAUCGCCAUUGGCGCCAUAGAAAAAGCCAGUGUUGAGGGCUUCGGGGUGGUACCGAAACCCUUGACCAAUUCUUGUCGUUUUUCUCAUGGUAAAAUUCAGUCAGUACACUUUGCAAAGUUCAAGCCUUCCGUUCCGGAAUACCUGGUAAAUGAAAACGAUGAAGGGGAGAACAGUGGAGAAGAUGGCUUAAGGAAUGGCGCAGAGCUGGAACAGCAUACUUCAAAAACAUCCGAGCCCUUGAUACUACCGGAACCUCCAGUUGUAGUCGCUGAGACGCCGCAUUCCAUGAAAGGCGAUCUUAAGCCAUCGACGCAAUUCGCGGCACUGGCUCCGGGAACCGUCGUACACAUUCAAGUUGGAGACGUUUCUCUCGCACGCAAGGCUUGGAAAAAACGACGUCGGUCGGGAUCGCCCUUGCUCGUUCCUUGCAGCGUACUGAAUGUUGAUCGAGCCUCUACAAUCCGCUGGAAUCUCAUUUAUAUUCUAGAAAAGUUUGGACGGAGUAAUGCCAGUGGUAUUCGGAUGACCUUGACAGAGCUUUCCUCACGACACCGGACGCAUCUCAAAUCGUCCCUCAGCUCGCACGCAGUGGCGCUGGGAUACGAGACGCCCCGAGAUAUGGUGGAGGCUCUGUUCAAUAAAAAAGCCCAAGACGAGUAUGGUGUCAAACUCUUGGAAGCGAAUCCAGAAGGCAAAAACACCAAUGAAAACGGUCAACAUCUAAUUUUGCAGGCUCCGCUCUCAAGGUUCAAAGCUCAAAAACGUGCAAAUGCGGCACCCAUUUUGCAAUUUUUUUCGCAACAAGGUUCAACUGUUGACACGCUCCAACACACUGGUGUUGUACGAAAUCGACAGAAUGGUGUGGACAUGGAAGCGGGCGAUAAUCUAUAUCGUCUCCAGCCACUUUCCGCUGCUCUUAGAGUCAGCCAAGAAGACGUGGAAGCCGGUACAAUUCACAACGGCAGCUUCCACGCUGCCGUUGUCUUCGACUACGACAUGCACGGUGAUGGAGGUGAACCGCUUCUUACCUUGUCACUCAAUCCAGCCCGCAAUCAAGUCCGGGAUCGUCUUAAAAUUAGUGAUCGCAAGUACACACCGUUGGCUAAUCCAAGAUACAUACUCAAAGAACUUACUAUGGGCGAUGGACCAAUGGAAGGAAAAGUGCUGCGCCUUAUAAAAGGAGGCGCCUUGGUUGACUGCGGUGUCGGACGCAGAGUGAACAAUGCUCCGUAUGAAACAGUCCGUGUCUUGGGUUACUUGCGUUACAAGGAUGCAACCCCGUCGAGUGUCGGUCAAUCAAGAAUAUCUGGUACGGUAGAAGUUUACAAUAGCAACCACGAUGGUGAUAUGGACUCAUUAGAUAGUGCUGAUGAUUUGGACGAUGACGAAUGGGAGGAGAUUCUCUCUAUAGACCACUUGGAUGCCGAUAUUGACGAAGAUCAAGAGGGCGAUCAGGUCGAUGAUGUGACAAUUCCUGAAGGCAUUUUCGAUGAUGCAGAGGAUGACGAGUUUACGAACUCUGAAGAUAUUACGCAUAUGUUUCACCAAAACGAGGACGGUUCACUAACGUAUAGAGAUCCGGAAUCGGGAGAGACUCAGAUAAUUGAAUUGAGCAGCGGUAACGACGAGGUCGAGUACAACGAUGAGACAAGUCAGGACGAUGAGGAGGAUCAACCCGUCGUUUUUGCAAAACCAGGGGCUAGGUCUUUUGGUGGACGAAUGAUACCGGAGGGACUUUGGAACACCACACCCUCCAGACUAAAGAAGUUGCACGUCGGCGAUCGCAUUGAUCUAUACGUAAAGUCUGUGUCCAAGCAGUCGAAUCGUCUUAUGCUGACUAUGAACGCUGACAUCAAAGGCAAGAAUGCCAAGCAAGUGAAGCAUGAGACGGAAUUCAAUAAAAAGCUCUCUCGUUUAAUUUCGCAGAUUGGAGGCCUGCAGAAAGUUGGAGCUUUAUCAGGCAAAGAAAUGGAUGGUGUUGUCAGGGCGUUGUCCAAGACUGGUGACUGGAUUUAUGUGGAACCCAGUGACGACAGUUUGCCGGUGGGGGUUGCCUUUGCUCCAAAAGCGCUUCUUGCUGACAUUGCUCAAGGAGACUCUGUAAGGAUACAGGUUGAAGGAGUAGAUGAGGAUAGAGUUUUACCUUCGCGCCUCUCGAACGUGUACACGUACGCAGGCAUAGCGUGGGCCGAGACGAUUGAUCUCUGA